Cylicostephanus goldi is the source of this 366-nucleotide messenger RNA. The record is from the annotation of a GenBank genome assembly. NCBI's taxonomy places the organism in Eukaryota, Metazoa, Nematoda, Chromadorea, Rhabditida, Strongylidae.
AUGUCGGGGAAAGGUGAAUGUAGUGCAUGGGGAGGGAAGACAGCUUGGGGUCGACAGGAAGAGGAUUGUGAGCCGAUUGUUUCCUUUGUGGAAAUCAUGAGUGAGGAUUUGGCGGACUCAUUGAACGAAGAGGAAAAGAAGAAGGAAGAGGAGUUCUUGAGGGCUGUUGCGCAGAGUGAAGCUGAAAGGAUGUAUACGAACGACGAAGAGAUGGCAAGGGCUCUGCAGCGUGAAUUUGACCGCGAGUAUGAUUUGUCGGUCAGAUUGGAAGAAGAGAAGCAGAAGGCAAAGAAAAACAUCGGUACUUCGCUUUUCACUUCUUUUUAUGAUUAUUUUUCGCAUAGUCUUACUACCAAAAUGCUGUAA